AUGACGUUCGGUUCGCUCCGGUCUUCUUCCUCGAAUAACAACGCAGCGACAUAUGAGCCCAAGCCAUCUGUUAUCCCAGAGGGCCCAGUCGAUAAGAAUUGCGCGGAACACCGACCCGUUCUGAUUGGUACUCUCCGCCUCCAGGCUCUGAGAGGCAUCUUCCCCAAGGGCACUCCAUUCAAGUAUCUCAUGGGUCUAUUUGGUAGUAAGCCCUCCCUUCCCAGUCCCACUGAGCAUUGGGCUGUCGUGGUUGGAGGGUACUAUCAUGAGCUCGUCAUCAAAACGGGCAACGCCGUUGGUUACGAGAAUGGAGAGGCGAAGAACCUUGACGAACUGAGGAAGCAGAACUGGCAAUUCUACGAGAUCGAUGGUAUCACAGCUUUCAAUGACGCUGCAAUUUAUGAAGCUGCCAAAGAAUCCAUCGAGAUGAUGCCACAGCCUUACGACCUCUGGAAGAACAACUGCCAGACAUUCGUCAUCAAUCUUCUCAACAAGAUUUGUUUGCCUGGACGAAAGCUAGUCUUGACGUCUCAGGGCAACCGCGAAGAACACGGCGUCGACGAUUACUCGGCAUCUGACGAAGCAGAGAAACUCAUGGACGACAAGACGCAACAUAUUCGUACAGCGAAGGAGCUCGCCAAGUUAUUGAACUACUACGAACCUGGAACGGUUGUCGACAUGGAGGACACGGCAGGGGAAGAUGGCUCUGCGUGA
Coprinopsis cinerea okayama7#130 is the source of this 714-nucleotide messenger RNA. RefSeq lists its product as hypothetical. Lineage: Eukaryota; Fungi; Basidiomycota; Agaricomycetes; Agaricales; Psathyrellaceae. The record is from RefSeq and is a predicted model, not a curated record. The coding region runs from base 1 to 714 and encodes 237 amino acids. The transcript has 4 exons.